Messenger RNA from Caenorhabditis remanei, 1125 nucleotides. RefSeq lists its product as uncharacterized. The record is from RefSeq and is a predicted model, not a curated record. Bases 1 to 1125 code for a protein of 374 amino acids. Gene Ontology annotation, biological process: lipid metabolic process. The transcript is spliced from 2 exons. Lineage: Eukaryota; Metazoa; Nematoda; Chromadorea; Rhabditida; Rhabditidae. Gene Ontology annotation, molecular function: oxidoreductase activity, acting on paired donors, with oxidation of a pair of donors resulting in the reduction of molecular oxygen to two molecules of water.
AUGACAAUCGCGACAAAAGUGAACACAAGUAAAAAGGAUCUGGACACCAUCAAAGUGCCAGAACUUCCGUCAGUUGCUGCACUCAAAGCAGCAAUUCCAGAGCAUUGCUUCGUGAAAGAUCCUCUGAUUUCAAUCUCAUAUCUAGUGAAGGAUUAUCUUCUUUUGGCUGGAUUAUACUUUGCAGUUCCAUACAUUGAGCAUUAUCUUGGAUGGAUUGGACUUCUUGGUUGGUAUUGGGCAAUGGGGAUCGUUGGAUCUGCUCUUUUCUGCGUUGGACAUGACUGUGGUCAUGGAUCAUUCUCAGAUUAUGAAUGGUUGAAUGAUCUGUGUGGACAUCUUGCUCAUGCUCCAAUUCUUGCUCCAUUCUGGCCAUGGCAGAAGUCUCACAGACAACAUCAUCAAUAUACAUCUCAUUUGGAAAAAGAUAAAGGACAUCCAUGGGUAACUGAAGAAGAUUACAACAACAGAACUGCCAUUGAGAAGUAUUUCGCUGUGAUUCCAAUUUCCGGAUGGCUCAGAUGGAAUCCAAUUUACACUAUCGUCGGUCUUCCAGACGGCUCACACUUCUGGCCAUGGUCCAGACUUUUCGAGACAACUGAGGAUCGUGUGAAGUGUGUUGUUUCCGGAGUUGCUUGUGCUAUCUGUGCUUACAUUGCAUUUGCUCUCUCUGGCUACUCUGUCUACACAUUUGUCAAGUAUUACUACAUUCCACUUCUCUUCCAAGGACUCAUUCUCGUUAUCAUCACUUAUCUUCAACAUCAAAAUGAGAAUAUCGAAGUCUAUGAGCCAGAAGAGUGGGGAUUUGUUCGUGGACAGACUCAAACCAUCGACAGACAUUGGGGAUUCGGACUCGACAACAUUAUGCAUAACAUUACAAACGGACACGUGGCACAUCACUUCUUCUUCACAAAGAUUCCACAUUAUCACCUGUUGGAGGCCACUCCAGCCAUUCAAAAAGCUCUAGAACCACUGAAAAACACUCAGUACGGAUACAAGAGAGAAGUCAACUAUAACUGGUUCUUCAAGUAUCUCCAUUACAAUGUGACCCUUGAUUACUUGACACACAAAGCAAAGGGAGUUCUUCAAUACAGAACUGGAGUUGAAGCAUCAAAGAAAGCUCAUUAA